AUGCGUAAACCGACAUUUGCGGCGAAGCUCCUUGCAAGUGCUUCAACGCUGCAAAUAGUGAUAGACGAUCCUCAGGAUGUGGAAGGAGAAUUCGAGGGUUAUGAGGUGCUGAUGAGGACUGGAGGUGUGGUGUCCGUGCAUCAGUGGCGUUCAGUGGCCAACCUCUCCGCCAGUGAACGCAACUACAGCAUAGGAGGGAUCAAACCGCUCGCACUGCAUACAGUCACCGUACGUGGACGUCUUUCAUCCAACCGAUUGAGUGCUUUUGCAAAGCCUGUGGAGUUAAUGGGUGCAAAGAGAGCCUACGAUGUCAUCACGGGCUACGACAUUAAUUGGAGUGUCAAUGGUCAUCUCAAUGAAACACUUCACGUCUCGACAGAGGAAAGCCACACCUUCACUGACUUACAGUCUGAGCAAAACUAUUAUGCUUCGGUUUCAGCAAUCAGUCGUCCAAACUCAUCAUUCAACAUACAAUUGCUAGGUGCUCCUUCUCCCACCAGGUCCGUAGUCACACCGCCCGCAAGGGGAGGUAGGUCGCAUUUUACUGUAUGUCACGCUUUUUAUCCUCCCACUGCAAUGCAACAGCCAAUGUUUGUGGUGCUGUUGAAAAGGGAAGUGUAG
Molecule: messenger RNA, 621 nt
Organism: Hydatigera taeniaeformis
Lineage: Eukaryota; Metazoa; Platyhelminthes; Cestoda; Cyclophyllidea; Taeniidae
Source: the annotation of a GenBank genome assembly